UAAAUAAACCUUCAAAAUCAUUUCACAGACACUUAGUUUUCUCCGUCUCUCUCCGUCUCUCUAAAGGCUUAAGCUUUUUAUCUCUCUAGAAUCUCUAAUGGCCGCUUCCACAGGUUCUUUGAUUUCCAUGCAAUCUCGUCAUGGAAUGGCCACAUCCAGGAUCUGUAGUUUGAAGCCAGUUUCACUUUCAAAUCAAGGAAGAAGCUACCUGUCUUUUGGGUUGCGGUCUAUGCCAGCUCGCAGCCUCAGGGUUUCAUGUGCUGCCAAACCAGAAACAGUUGAAAAGGUGUGUGAGAUAGUGAAGAAACAGCUGGCAUUAGCUGAUGGAACUCCUGUUACUGGGGAAUCCAAAUUUACAGCACUUGGGGCUGAUUCACUUGAUACGGUUGAGAUUGUGAUGGGACUUGAGGAGGCAUUUGGUAUCAGUGUUGAAGAGGAGAGUGCCCAAAGCAUUGCAACAGUUCAGGAUGCUGCUGAUCUUAUUGAGAAGCUUGUCGAGAAGAAAGAUUAGAGGAAACAAUGAUCAGAGUUGGAGAUCAUUUUUCACCUGCACUUAUGUUUCUUGUUAGUCUGCUAUAGAUGGAAUGCUAGGCAAUCUUGUUGUGGUUAUGUUUUGUUGGUUUCUUCUAGAAAAACUCAUAAAUCGCCAGGUUGUGAACUUGAGUUGUGUUUUCAGAAACGAACUUGGCAUUUCUUGCUUAAUAUUGAUAAACUUUUUACA
Populus nigra (black poplar) is the source of this 721-nucleotide messenger RNA. RefSeq names its product acyl carrier protein 1, chloroplastic-like. The transcript is spliced from 4 exons. Gene Ontology annotation, biological process: fatty acid biosynthetic process. The record is from RefSeq and is a predicted model, not a curated record. Bases 98 to 511 code for a protein of 137 amino acids. Gene Ontology annotation, molecular function: phosphopantetheine binding; acyl carrier activity. NCBI's taxonomy places the organism in Eukaryota, Viridiplantae, Streptophyta, Magnoliopsida, Malpighiales, Salicaceae.